AUUCAACAUGAUGUUGCAGCUCUGGAGUACAUCCUGUAAACCCAGGUCUAGUCCGUAUUAUGCAAAGCGUCGUGGCAUAGAACGCAGCCAUGUUGCGCCAAGGAGUUGUCGUCCGCCGUCCGCGUCGACUACUAAAGUCAACGCCGACCAGAAUGCACCCAGCGAUACGGCACCUCCUUCAUCUGGCUCAUGGGAGCUGCAGGAGGAGCGAGGCGUGCGCUUCGUAACAGGCAAUGCUUUCUACCGCGCUGAGAGCUGCGCGGGUCGGGACCUGGCGGUGCUAGCAGCGGCGCUGCAGCGGCGGCGCACUGGUCGGCUCCGCGUGCUGGACGUCAUGGCGGGAAGCGGCAUGCGGGGAGCCAGGUACCUAACGCAGGCGGACGCGGAUGAGGUGUGGGUCAACGACUUCAGCCCGCAGCUACAUGACGCCCUGGUGUUCAACAUGUGUACGGCAGCGGGGUUGCCGCUGCACGACACACCGGAGGGCAGCAGCAGCACCGGCAGCAGGGACAGCGCCGUCAUCUUGCCCCAGCAGGCCCCAACACAGCAGGCCCGGCGGAAAAGCGUGGCGGGACUCGCCGCGCCGGAGCCCGAGGCUGCUGCUCCUCAGCAAGCUGGCCUUCAGCAUGGGGCUCGGACUAAACCCUCUCUGGCAGCGCAGACGCAGGCUCCGGCAGCACCCGCAGGUCGCAAGCUGCUACGCCCAGCAAGCGGUGCGGCGCAGGUGCAGGAGCCCGCUGCACCCCCGGGGGAGGGGGCUGAGGCAGGCGCAGCGGCGGAUGCGGAGGCGGAUGUACGGCGGUAUGCGAUGGCGGCGGAGGGCCGGGCGCAGCAGCUGAAGCUGGAGGGACUGUCCAAGGACGUGUGGCAGUGGGAACUGCCGCGGAAAGAAAGAAGAGUCGACCGAGGACGAGGCAGCGCAAUGUUGAGGCCGCUUGGAGGAAAAAGAAACAGCAGCCGCGGCGGCGCAGGUGCUACCAUCGACCAGGAUGCAGGCAGCGGCAACAGCAUCAGGGGCAACCUCCGCAGCGCAGCACCUGGUACUGGGGGCGCCCAUCGGAUAGGCACUGAUGACAGCAGCCAAGGCUUGGGCGACAGCAGCGAUGACGACGACUCGCCGGCAGCAGGUGUUCAGCGCAUCCGGGUGUCCCAUGCAGAUGCCAACAGGCUCUUGACCAACUGCUACAUGCGCGAGGCGUACUACGACCUCAUCGACGUGGACAGCUUUGGCUCCGAAACCAUGCACUUUCCCGCUGCCAUUGAUGCCGUACGGUACGGCGGGCUGCUGUACCUCACCAGCACAGACGGUUUCACCAGCGCCGGCAAGCGGCCGGAGCGGAGCCUGGCUGCGUACGGCAGCUACCUGCGAGCCAUGCCCUGGGCUAAUGAGCAGGGCCUGCGCAUGGUGAUCGGCGGAGCGGUGCGUGAGGCCGCCUCGCGCGGCGUCUGUCUGCGCCCCGUCUUCUCGCUGUACUCCUACCACGGCCCUGUCUUCCGCGUUAUGCUGCGGGCCACCCGCACCGCCGAGUGGCCGGCGGAGCACUACGGCUUCGUGGGGCACUGCUUCACGCAUGGGGACAACUACACAGUCGGCUGGCGGGACCUGGGCGGCGCUGUGUGCAGGUGUGAGAUCCGCGGCAAGCGGCAGCAUCCCUGUGCAGCUCACACUGACGAUACCAACUACACGCCACCGCCGCCGGCAUCGCCGCCGUUGCCGCUGACGUUGUCCGGGCCCAUGUGGACGGGUCCGCUGCAUGACGCCGCGGAGCUGAAGGCCAUUGCGGGGGAGGCGACGGCACGCGGCUGGGCAGGGUUUGGGCUGGACGAGCACGGCACACCGCACCUGCGCAACCGGGUCAAGAGCAGCCGUACCACUCGCCCACUGGAGCAGCUGCUGGAGGUGUUGCUGGAGGAGGCGGACCCGCGCCUGCCGCCCGGCUUCUUCUCCAUCGACCUCUCCGUGUCGCGGCGCCUGCAGCGGCCGCCUCCACGCGACCCGCUCAUCGCGGCGCUGCGGGCGGAGGGUUUCGCGGCGGCGAGGUGCCACCUGGAGGCUCGCGCCUUCCGCACCAACGCCUGCAUGGCGGAUGUGCUGCGGGUGGCGGAGGAGCGGCUGGGCAUCCCUCGGCGGCUGGGGGGCCGCCCCACAGCACCAGCAGCGGCAGCCGAACCCACCAAGUGAAGUGGGUUCAGCCAGCAGAUGCGGGGCGGGCGGAAGCGAGGGCUGAUUACAGUAGCUCGUGUCGUGUGCCGGAAGCGGCACGACGUUUGGCGAAGCAGGGACGUGCAGGGACAUUCCUGAACUCGGGUGUUACAAGGGGCCAGCAGCUGUCCGGCUCCGGCUGCGCGUGGCCCAGUGGAGUACACAUCCUGGACACCAGCCAGAAGUGGGUGUGUACGUUCCAGGUGCAUCAGCGACAGCAUGACACGCAUGACUAAAGGGUUUGAUGCUUGCUUGCCAAGCCGUGUGUAUGAAAAUUGACAGAACCAAGACAUGCUCCAUGGUCCAUGCGAGCAUCCGGCUUUCCCCAGUUGCUGCCCUAGUCCAUACACGUCAAGUCAGUGCACACGAAGGGGCCAACUUGUUA
This is a messenger RNA of Astrephomene gubernaculifera, 2588 nucleotides long. The record is from the annotation of a GenBank genome assembly. Lineage: Eukaryota; Viridiplantae; Chlorophyta; Chlorophyceae; Chlamydomonadales; Astrephomenaceae.